Messenger RNA from Caenorhabditis briggsae, 1044 nucleotides. Gene Ontology annotation, molecular function: zinc ion binding; DNA-binding transcription factor activity; sequence-specific DNA binding. Gene Ontology annotation, biological process: regulation of DNA-templated transcription. NCBI's taxonomy places the organism in Eukaryota, Metazoa, Nematoda, Chromadorea, Rhabditida, Rhabditidae. The transcript is spliced from 7 exons. The record is from RefSeq and is a predicted model, not a curated record. Bases 1 to 1044 code for a protein of 347 amino acids.
AUGCUACAUUCAGUUCCGAGGAGAUGCUCAAUUUGUCCGAAAUCAGCUGUUGGUAUCAAUUAUGGGGCUCUGAGUUGCGACCCAUGUAAAAUGUUCUACCGGAGAACAGUGGUGCUAGACCUUGUUUACCGUUGCACUCGUGAGAAAAAGUGUUUUGAAAAUCUUAAGGAAAACUCUCGCCGGCCACAUUGCAAGUUUUGCCGAUUCCAUAAAUGUAUUGAAGUUGGCAUGUUCAUCAAGCCAUCAACUCUAAUGUCUCCAAAACUUUGGGAAAAGAAUACAGUCAGCACAGCCCUCAAACAACUUCACUAUUUGAAUACGAAAAGGACUACACUGCAGAUGUCAAAGUGUUCUUAUGGGAACCCAAAAUUGGAAGACAUGGUGAGAAGGGAAAAUACUGCAUUAGUGUCACAGGAUCCAAACCAACCACUCAAAGAGAAUGAUUGGAGAUUUAUUGAUAUAAUCACAACCAUCGAAUUUCUUCUCAACUUGGAUUUCAUGGAAGAAUUGGACAUUACGGAUCAGAUGGUUCUCCUUCGUGCAUUUGCUUCAAAGGCAAUCCUACUAUUUACUGCUUUUAGUUCGAUGAUGAAAGAUUAUGGUCAACUGGUGACUCCAGGGGGCCAUGAAAUUGUUUCGGAAGCUUUAAUAGAAAAGUUAGAAAUAACUCAAGAAAUGGCAAAUUCGAUCAAAAGUCGGAUGAUCGGGGGUCUUUCCGAAUUGUCCGUUACUGAAGAUGAACUAUUGUUGAUUAUUGUUAUUUUCUUCCUUGAUCCAGUCAUUACGGUACCUCAGCCUUUAUCAAGUAUGGCUGUAACAUAUGUGGCGAGCAAACGACAAAUGUACUCUCAAUUCCUCUUGGAGCAUUGUCAAAUGAUGCAACAAGAUGGGUGGCAGAAGAGAUUGCCAGAACUAUAUGUAUUGUGCCACACACUUAACCGGAAUAUGCGAGAAAUAGACAAGCUCAACAUUUUGGCCAAGCUGAAGUAUCCCACAUCGAUUUGCAAGAAAUUAUAUGAUGAUAUCACAAUGCAUCGCUGUUGA